AUGCCAAAGGGCGCUUUCCCCCUGGAGGUGGUUGCCGCCACCCCACCUCAUGGGCCUUUCGAUGUUCGCGGACGAGCAUUUAAUAAAGCUUUACAUUGGUCCGACCCGAAUACAUUCGGUCCACGUGCCUAUUUUGUGACGGUAGCAAAACCUGCGGCUCUUACAUUGGAUGGAGUACAACUUGACGACGAAGGUCUCUACCGCUGCAGGGCAGACUUUCGCACCACUCCUACUCGUAAUUUUGCGAUAAACUUGACAGUUAUUGUUCCGCCUCAUCAGAUGUUGGUGUACGAUAAUUCAGGGCGAGACGUUUCCGCCGUAGUAGGACCUAUGGAGGAAGGAUCCGAUCUUAUCCUUACUUGUGAAGUUCGUGGAGGUCGCCCUCCUCCGACACUAACAUGGUUCGUCAAUGAGAGAAUCGUAGAAGGUCACUUGGAACCAUCGAGAAACCACGUUAUGGUUAAUAGGUUGGUUGUAAAUGGAGUCAAGAGAGAACACUUGAAUUCUUCGUAUAAAUGCCAAGCUAGUAACACGAAACUGAUGAUGCCGACCGAACGAAUGGUUAGAUUAGAGCUACUACUGCGCCCACUUAGUGUUCAAAUUCUUCUGAAGCCUAAACAAAUGAUUGCCGAUCAAGAUUACGUAAUCACAUGUCAGGUGGAAGGUUCGCGACCUCGGGCAACGAUUUCGUGGAUUAGAGAUAAUCGAAAAUUCCGAAGGGGAAAAAUCGCGGAAGAUGGUAAUGACACAACCAUUUCGAGUACCGUGACAUUUGCCCCAGUUCCCGAGGACGAUGGAACAUUCUUAAAAUGCUUAGGUGACAACCCCAGUCUUCCAGGAGUUGGACAAGAGGAUUCGUUUAAGUUAAACAUUGUCUAUCCACCCCAAGUGUCGCUUCAUCUCGGAAGUACAUUAAAUCCCGAAGACAUCAAAGAGGGAGACGACGUUUACUUUGAAUGCAACAUUCGGGCGAACCCUAAAGAACACAAGAUCACGUGGUUUCACGAUGGUGGCUUGGUGAGUCAGAACAUGUCAUCUGGAGUAAUAAUCAGCACACACAGUUUGGUUCUGCAAAGGGUGACGCGAUGGCAAAGCGGCAGUUACACCUGUCUGGCAGCCAAUAACAGGGGAGAAACUGUGAGCAAACCAGUAAUGCUUCGUGUUAGAUUUGCACCAGUUUGUCGAGAUUCUGAAAUUUCCGUAAUCGGAGCUUCAUUAGAUGAAGUGAUACGUGUCAGAUGCCAUGUGGCUGCGGAUCCAAGCGAAGUUACUUUCGUAUGGCAGUUCAAUAAUAGCGGCGAAAGCUUCGAUGUGUCACCUGCACGUUUCACAACCACCAGUGGUAACAUGAGCGAACUGAAGUAUACUCCGGCGUCCCAAAGAGACUAUGGCACCCUCACAUGUUGGGGACAGAAUCCUAUCGGAAGACAAUCGGAACCUUGCAUCUUUCAAAUUGUACCUGCAGCAAAGCCGAGUCCCUUGAGCAAUUGUACUCUCCGAACAGCCACUAAUCAUAGCACGGAUGCUCUUGAGGUUGAAUGUCGGGCAGGUUACGACGGAGGACUUCCCCAGAGGUUUGUCUUGGAAGCUUACGACUCAUAUACGAUGCGUUUGCGGUUUAACGUUAGCAGCAGCAACACCGAGAUGCCAUUUUUCCGUUUCGAACUUUCCGAGUUAUUAACAUCUAAUGGUGAGGGGAUUCCGCCGUCAUUAAGGGUCGUGGUCUACGCCGAAAAUGCGAAAGGACGUAGCGAAAAAGUUGUUCUCGAAGAUAUCACCCUUAACGACGCCGAAAAGCGUACAGAUGAUAAUUCGAGCAUAAGUAUUCUUCCAUUGGCUGCACUCCUAACUGGAUCGCUACUUACGUUGGGAUUAGCGGUCUUACUUGUUAUUGUCUUGGCAGUGAGAAGAAGUCGACAUAGGCAUUGUGCCAGAUCACAUUGCGGUCAUCAACUGGAAAUUUCUAAAGCUCCCAAAAUGACUCCGCAAGCUUCCAGAACUAAUUCCAUGUUAGAAAUUAACACCGGAGAUCAAAGAUACGUCGUUGCGUAUACGUUAAAGCCAGCCUCGGACUGCGUAAAUCAACCGCCCCUCUCUGUACCGAUCGAUCAUCAACCGGACAUUCUCAAUACUCCUAGAGGUACCCCUCCAAGUGCCGGAGGCCCACUACCAAGACCCGACGCACUUUUCACACCAACGAUGGAACGAAGCAGACCUAACGCCAUGUUUAAUAGCUAUUGCCACGCAGAAUUAACCUUAUCUCCGGAAACGUGCGCCAUUCAAACCGCUACAAUAGGCAGACCGCGUGGACGACCAAAAGAUGUACCUCCAUUCUCGACGUUUGCCACAAUGCGAAGAGAUCACAUAAUAGCAGAUUCCAUACCGGGUCCUGAGAGUUGUGUGUAAUUAGCUAAUAAUAAACCUGUGAUACAGUUAUGCCAACUGUCUAGUAAUUGUAAAUGUCUGAUUAUAUAACAAUCGAGGACUGGCGAGCUUAAACGUAUUUCUUAAGUUUUUACUAAAAAAAAUAAUCAACGAAUGAGAAGUAUUCCUAAUUUAUAAUUAGUGAUGUAACUAUAGAUGGUAAAGUUUAGUUACCUUAUCAACGACGACGACGUGUACCGACCCACCAGAGAUGAAGAUCCUUUGGAUUUUUUACGAAAGAAUAGUUAAUGUAAUGUUACGUAUCUAAACGAAGGUUUAAUGUAAUUAUCAUCCGGUGCAGCAUGUGAUGCUCAUAAAUAUUUAUUAGAUUUUAUGGAGUGAAACUCUCUAAGACUGUUCUCGAACUAAUUGCGAUUUGCAAGCAUGUGUAAAAUACUGCCUUGUAAAUGAAAUUGUACAUAGAUAGUUGACUUUGUGUGUGCGUAUGAGCUUAUUAUUGCUGUGCAAUAAUGAUAUUUUUAAUAUGUUCGGAUGGUGUCAUCUUGAACGUCUGAUGUGUCAUGUUUGAAUGUAUAGUCUAUUCUUAUUGGUUUGUAUGGUCUGCUUUGUGUAUAUAAUUAUUGAAACCUAACUCCAUAAAUAAAUUUAUGUCAGUUUGAGA
Messenger RNA from Photinus pyralis (common eastern firefly), 3046 nucleotides. RefSeq names its product nephrin-like. The record is from RefSeq and is a predicted model, not a curated record. The coding region runs from base 1 to 2406 and encodes 801 amino acids. Lineage: Eukaryota; Metazoa; Arthropoda; Insecta; Coleoptera; Lampyridae. The transcript is spliced from 13 exons.